Fusarium proliferatum ET1 is the source of this 948-nucleotide messenger RNA. RefSeq lists its product as uncharacterized. The record is from RefSeq and is a predicted model, not a curated record. The coding region runs from base 1 to 948 and encodes 315 amino acids. The transcript has 4 exons. NCBI's taxonomy places the organism in Eukaryota, Fungi, Ascomycota, Sordariomycetes, Hypocreales, Nectriaceae. Gene Ontology annotation, molecular function: oxidoreductase activity.
AUGACAUCUACGACACCGCAUGUGCAAGGCGAAGUGGAAUUCAUACUUGACCUGCCCCUGUAUCAGACAGAAAAGCCAUACUACGUCGCUGGUCCUCUUGAAAAAGAUGAUGAGCCCCGCCGAACCAACGCUGUCUUUGAAACAAAGAUGGUGGACUUCCAAGAUAUACGUGGUGCUGAGGAAUCCUAUACCCUGCAGAAAGAUGGCUUCACCUACGUGCGAGACGAGCUGUCUUUGUUCGCUGGCCUCCAGAAUGUUAAUGAAACCGCUCUCCAUCGAUAUGCCAAUGACACGCUGCAGUUGAUGAAAGGGAUUUUUGGCACUGAUAGCUGUUGGGUUUACGCCUACAAGUUUCGAAGCAGUGCCGACAUCUGUCGGCCCGCCGGCGUGCCAACAGGAGAAGCCUGCCUGCCUGAUGAACCAGCAGCCAAGGCGCACAUAGACCAGACGCUGGAUGGUGGUUUUCGGCGAAUUCGUCGACACCUUACCCCGGAAGAACAGGGCAGAUUUCUAGACCAGACACCUCCCCAAUGGCGCUUUCUUAUCGUCAACACAUGGCGACCAGUGAACCACCCAGUUGCCAACUACCCCUUGGCAAUUUGUCACCCUGCAACAGUCGAUAUUGAGCAAGAUGGCAUCGCGACAGACCGCGUAAGCCCCGAAUUCCAAGGUGAAAACUACUAUCUUAAAUUCCGAUCGCGACAUAAGUGGUACUGGCUGAGCGGUCAGCAACCCAACGAACUCUUGAUCUUUGUCAGCUUCGACUCGGCACAGGACUUGCAGGCUUCAUGUAGGCCCCUCUUCUAUUGUAUUGUUGUGCCCACCGUCUUGACAGUUUUUGAUUCAGUUAUUCCCCAUUGUUCUUUCCGCAUUCCCGGGGUGGCAUCAGGUGCACCGCCAAGAGAGUCAGUAGAGACAAGGACGAUAGUGGCAAUUCGCGUGCAAUGA